UAUCACAUCAUAUAUAUUCAGAGGCUAAUCUUAAUUACCAUUUAAGCACAGUUUUCUUUAAAUCCGCUUUAGGUUUAGCCUGGCCCACUAUGGGUGGAGUUACGGAAUGUUGUGCUCGUAGGUUGCCAGCUGCUAGAGUUGCUACUCUAGUUUGAAUCAGGCUGCGGUGGGGGAAGGUUAUUUUCCCUGUAGUAGCUCCAAUAAUUGUGUGACUUGACUAACGUCGUAGCAAGCGGCGACGUGCCCUGGGACAAGGUGUCUUAAUUCAUGGAUUAAUCCCAAGAGUUUGCCUCCACACCAGUCGAGCAGUGGAUUACAGCUACAAUACCGGUUUUAUCGCCCCUGUUUGGUGCAGGCGAUUCCGUGCGGAUAAUCAACGUGUUGACUGAGUGCGAGUGGGAAGCAUUGCACCUCUUUUUGAAGCAACCGGGCAACCGAAAGACGACCGUCAUCUACGACUGAAGCGCAUUUUAUCGCCGGUCCAGCAAUUAAUGGAAUUCAAGCGCGGCGGAAUUGGAUUUUAACUCAUGUUUGUGCGGUGAAUGCAAAUGCAAGCCACAAUACUGCGUUUAGGUUGAUGCGAAACAACCUAAUUCACUGCUGCAGAUUGAGGGUGGCCCGAAGGCAAGCGUUCACCAUGGGAUCGCGUCUGUGACUUGGAUGGGUCAGUCAUACCACGGUUUCCACGGGUCUGGAGCCUUCUAUUCUGGUUGGUAAACGACAUUAGGCACAAUUAUUGACCCGAUUGAAUAAAACGCGCAUCCAGUACUGUAAGCUGACGACAUCCAAUGUUUUUUUAAACUGGUUACGACCGUCGAUGUGCUGUACAUUUCGUAUCUAGCUUAUAAGCUAUAUUCGUUAGCAGUUUAUUCAAAAUGGGUAACAGUUUCUCAAAUAUAUCCGCAUUUCAGUCCCUUCAUAUUGUCAUGUUGGGUUUGGACUCUGCCGGUAAAACGACUGUUCUUUACCGACUAAAAUUCAACGAGUUUGUUAAUACCGUGCCCACGAUUGGGUUCAACACGGAAAAGAUCAAACUGAGCAAUGGCACUGCUAAGGGCAUCAGCUGUCACUUCUGGGACGUCGGAGGACAAGAGAAACUAAGGCCUUUGUGGAAAUCCUAUAGCAGGUGCACGGAUGGUAUCAUUUAUGUGGUGGACUCGGUGGACGUUGACAGGCUAGAGGAGGCCAAAACGGAACUGCACAAAGUCACCAAAUUCGCAGAAAACCAAGGGACUCCACUUUUGGUGAUUGCCAAUAAGCAGGAUCUGCCCAAGUCUCUUCCUGUAGCAGACAUUGAAAAACAGCUGGCGCUUCACGAGCUCACCCCCUCCACCACCUACCACGUGCAGCCAGCCUGCGCCAUCAUUGGGGACGGACUACAUGAGGGCAUGGACAAACUGUACGAAAUGAUCGUUAAACGGAGAAAAUCGUUGAAACAAAAAAAGAAACGAUAACGGUGUUAUAAGUUAUACUGCCCCCCACCCCCACACCGUAGUUUUGUGUCUCAGUGUUUUGGGUUGAUGCCACUGCCGACCCUUUAUGAAAUGUUUACUCAGUGAUUUUGGAACUGGGCUGAUGGCAUAACUAAUGCUGCUAGGAACUAAUUUCAGGCCCCAAGUGCUACCUGCGUUACUCACAAGAGGAAGCACUAAGGAUGCUGGAUGUAUAUUCGAAGUUAACCAAAAAUACAGAUAAAAAGAAAAUGCAUUGACGAAAGACUAACACAAAAAGUACAAACCGGCUGGACCCUGUUUGUUGCUGCUUCUUUGUGGAUUAUAAAUGUAGCUUGGCAGUUUAAUGAGUACAUUAAAAAGCACUGUGAUUUUGAGACAUUACUCGAGACAUUAGUUGCAGUUCCUUGUUAAUUUACAUGGAAUGCUUUUUAAGUUUAAAACCUUUCUUAUUUUUCAUACUUUGCACGUAAUGUGGAUGUAGAUCGUACACAUUGAGUUGACUUUUUCCAUUUCUGAAAGCUUGUCUCAGUUUCAUGAAUUUGAUUAGUAACAUGGAACUGUAGGAAUUUAGGUAUUGCCUCUGGGUGAUAGGCUAAAUUAAUCUGUAUAUGAUAAUGUUUUCCCUCUGUUCUGAAGUGGUUUCAACUAGGCGUGUACAGAGUUGCAAAAACAUUGAAGUAAAUCGUAUUUAGCAUGCUGGUGUAAAGUCACCAGAGAAGUUUUGCUUACAACACACACCCUUACAGUUGCAAACACAACUUUGCACUUCCUUUUUUUUUAAAAUAUGAAACCGUAAAGUUCUACACUGUAUAGCAAAAUGAAUAUGUACAGUGAAGCCAAAAAAAUCUUGAAGUAUUUUUUAAAUUAAAAAUGUUAUUAAAAACAGAA
Conger conger (European conger) is the source of this 2342-nucleotide messenger RNA. Its product is annotated as ADP-ribosylation factor-like protein 4C. Gene Ontology annotation, molecular function: GTP binding; GTPase activity. Bases 876 to 1454 code for a protein of 192 amino acids. The transcript has a single exon. Gene Ontology annotation, biological process: endocytic recycling; intracellular protein transport. Gene Ontology annotation, cellular component: cytoplasm. The record is from RefSeq and is a predicted model, not a curated record. Lineage: Eukaryota; Metazoa; Chordata; Actinopteri; Anguilliformes; Congridae.